Messenger RNA from Anopheles funestus (African malaria mosquito), 5042 nucleotides. RefSeq names its product DNA polymerase alpha catalytic subunit (gene DNApol-alpha180). The record is from RefSeq and is a predicted model, not a curated record. The coding region runs from base 276 to 4934 and encodes 1552 amino acids. Gene Ontology annotation, cellular component: alpha DNA polymerase:primase complex. Gene Ontology annotation, molecular function: chromatin binding; DNA-directed DNA polymerase activity; DNA replication origin binding. NCBI's taxonomy places the organism in Eukaryota, Metazoa, Arthropoda, Insecta, Diptera, Culicidae. The transcript is spliced from 4 exons. Gene Ontology annotation, biological process: lagging strand elongation; leading strand elongation; mitotic DNA replication initiation.
AUCAAAAAAGUUGCAUUUUUUAGCUGUCAAACGAUCCGUCCCGUUCGCUUGCUCGUUGUGAUCCGGAUCCUACGCGAAUGGUUUCGCGCCAAAUCAAAACACAACCGUCAUGCAAUGCAAAACAGAUCGGAUAUAUUAUCGACCGUCCUUUAGGAAGGUUCUGGCUGGAUCUUCGAUGUAAAGAAAAAUUAUUUACCGAAGAAACGUGUCACAAAACUAGUGAAAAAGUGCAUUAAUUAUCACACGUUACCGUGACGUUAUUUUGUACAACAAAAAUGAGUGAUUCACCCGGUGGGGAACAACGGUCGAAGCGAAGGCGCAUCGACAAGCAUGGCCGGUUUGCCGCGUUGGAACGGCUGAAGAAACAAAAGGAGGUUGGCACCAAGAACAAGUAUGAGGUGGACAAAAUGGAAAAUGUGUACGACGAGGUGGACGAGAAGGAGUAUGCUAAAAUCGUCAACGAACGAAUGCACGACGAUUGGGUCGAGGAUGACGAUGGUUUUGGAUACGUUGAAAAUGGGCGGGAAAUCUUCGACGACGAUGAACUAGAACCACAAGCCGCACCAAAGCGUGCGGCAAACAAGAAUGGCAAAGGAAAUAAACGCGUCCGUGACGGUCCCGGUAACACUAGCGAACCAGUCACCGGGAGGAAAUCGCUCAAAAAAUACUUCAACCGUGAGCAACCGACCAAGACCAAGGUGGAAGAUGAUGAUGCGUUGGCGGAUAUUUUGGGCGAGAUAAAUUCGGAAGGCGGCAAUGCAAAUGGUGCAGCUUCAACCAGCACGAAGGAAAUUCGUCCACUAGUUAUGACGAAAGCGGUACCAGCUAAACCGAAAGAACUUACGGCUGAAGAGGAAAUGAAACGGUACAUGUUAAACUUGAGUAAGAAUUUGAAACGAUCGGAAAAGAAACCGGUGGUAGAGGAAGACAGUGAUGAGGAGAUGUUGAAAAAUGUAAUGGCUGAAUCGGAAGGUAAAACCUUGAGCAAGAAGACUUCAGCGUCACAGAUUAAGAUGGAUCCGUCACAACCGAAAGCCGUGGUAGUGCGAGAAGAACCACCGACCAUUAAGGAAGAACCUGUGUCCCAAAUAGAACAGGCUGUCGUCCCGGAUCAAGUGAAAAAAGAGCAACCCACCCAGGAACUACCCGUUGAGAGCCAUUUCCUUGAUGAUAUGGAUGAUGAUUUUACCGAAAUGUCGUCAGUGGAACCGGUCACAGAAAAACCGAAAACGGAGGAGAAAAAGGAGGAAGAACCGGAGGAAUUAAUUCCGAAGAAUUUGCUAAACGGAUGGGAUAGCAUAUUUUCCGACAUGGAAGACGGCAAGAAGAGUGUAGCGACCGAAGCGGAAGCUGUGGACAGUACCGGCGAGAUGGAUUCUAGCACUGAGAUGAAGUUUUGGUUCUGGGAUGCGUGGAACGAUCCGAACAAGUGCCAGGGCGAGCUGUACCUGUUUGGAAGGAUUGCAUCCACCAGUCGCGAUUAUCAGUCGAUCUGCGUACACGUGCAGAACGUCGAACGAUGCCUUUAUUUGCUGCCACGCGAAACUAAUGCAGAAACGGGACAACCGGUCAGCUUACUGGACGUGUACGAGGAGUUCUGUAAUGAUAUUAGCACCAAGUUGAACAUUACCAAAUAUCGCACGAAAAAGGUAACCAAAAGCUUUGCUUACACGAGUGCCACCAGCUCGCUGCAGGUACCGGUCGUGUGUGACUAUCUGGAGGUACGGUACAGUGCCAAGUUGCCGCCACCAUCGCUCGACAAGAGCUAUCGUACCAUUGCGCACAUUUUUGGCGCCAACACAAACGUUGUGGAGCAGUUUCUGCUCGAGCGGAAGGUAAAGGGUCCGUGCUGGAUGGGACUGAGCAAUGCAACGUCACGCGAAACGAAAACCACCUGGUGCAAGGUGGAAGUGACCGUGCCGGAUAUUGAUUGUAUUAAGCUUGCCAGCGAUACGGCCACACCACCACCGCUCGUGUUUUGCUCGAUCAACGUACGCAGCACGCUGCGCAACAACACGAACGAGAUCGCAAUGAUCACGAUGCUGGUGAACGAUCGGUUCUCGCUGAGCCAGCCACCACCGAAUCCACCGUUUAGCCGACAGUACUGUGGUGUCACGCGACCAUCCAACACGGUGUGGCCGCUUAAUUUCAAUCCGGCCGAAUGCAAGGCGAAGGUAACCAAGUGCGAAAGCGAACGCACGCUGCUGAGCUGGUUCCUUUCCACGUUCCAGGUGAUCGAUCCGGAUCUGGUGGUUACGUUCGAUGCGGAGAACUUCCAGCUCGAUCUCAUCUGCCAGCGGCUAAUGACGACCAAGAUGGCACUCUGGAGCCGCAUCGGACGGCUGAAGGUAAAGAGCCCAGCCAGCAGGCGGGUGGAUGAUUUCUUCGUCGGACGUAUGAUCUGCGAUGUGAAGACGUCCGCGGAAGAGUUGAUCAAGUCGCGCAGCUACGACUUGAACACACUCUGCACGGAGGUGCUAAAGAUUGGCGAGGGCGAGCGGAAGGAUGUGCUGCUGGAUGAGAUUCCGGUCAUGUACCAGGAGGCGGAAACACUCGUCCAGCUGGUGGGUCUUACGAUGCAGGACAACUUUUACACGCUGAAGUUGAUGUGCGAACUGAACGUGUUGCCGCUGGCGCUACAGAUCACGCAGAUCGCGGGCAAUUUGAUGAACCGUACCCUGCACGGUGGACGUGCGGAACGGAACGAAUUUCUGCUGCUGCAUGCGUUCUACGACAAGGAUUACAUCCUGCCGGACAAGGUCACAUUUCAGCCCGGUGGUGGAGCGCGUAAAGAUGGCAAGGGUGGUGAGGAGACAGCAGAGAAACGUAAGCCCAAGAAUAAAGCCGCAUACGCCGGUGGUUUGGUGCUGGACCCUAUCAAGGGCUUUUACGAUAAGUUUGUGCUGCUGAUGGACUUUAAUUCACUGUACCCGAGCAUCAUCCAGGAGUACAACAUCUGCUUCACGACCGUACUGCCACCGGCGGUGGGUGGUGAGAGCGCGCAAGAAACUGCUGACGGCGAUGGGGAGGCUCUUCUCGAGCCAACCAUACUUGCCACGAACGAGAUUGCGAUCUUGCCGAGACAAAUUCGAAAGCUGGUCGAAAGCCGGCGUGCCGUAAAACAGCUCAUGAAGGAGCCCGAUGUGUCGCCCGAGCUGGCCAUGCAGUACAACAUACGGCAGAUGGCAUUAAAGCUGACCGCUAACUCGCUGUACGGAUGUCUCGGGUACUCCCGGUCACGGUUUUAUGCACAACAUUUGGCUUCGCUGAUCACGCAGAAGGGACGUGAGAUCCUGAUGAACACCAAAUCGAUCGUGGAGCGAAUGAACUAUCAGGUGAUCUACGGUGAUACGGACAGCAUCAUGAUCAGCACGAACAUUACCGACUACGAGCAGGUGUACCGGAUCGGGGCGAGCAUCAAGCAGCACGUGAACAAGGCGUACCGGUGUCUCGAGCUGGACGUGGACGGUAUCUAUAAGUAUCUGUUGCUGCUGAAGAAGAAAAAGUAUGCCGCGGUAUCGAUCAGCAAAAAGGCGGAUGGUGCGUUUGCGUGCAGCCAGGAGCUGAAAGGUUUGGACAUUGUGCGGCGCGAUUGGUCCCGCAUAGCGGUGCUUGCGGGCAACAUGAUCCUCGGCCAGAUACUGUCCGACGCACCGAUGGACGAGCGUAUCGAGAACAUGCAUGUGCGAUUGGAGAAGCUGAAGGAUGAUCUGCAGGCGGGGACAUUAUCGUUGCAGUUGCUGGAAAUUACCAAGCAGCUGACGCGAUCGUUGAACGAGUACGGCGAUGUAAGCCAGUUGCCGCACGUGCAAGUAGCGCAGCGCAUGAACAAGCAGCGCAAGCGGAACUACAAACGCGGUGAUAUGGUGAACUACAUUAUCUGCCAGGACGGUACGUCGGCACCGGCCAUGAAGCGUGCGUACCAUAUCGAUGAGGUACGCGAUCCAGCCAAUGCCGAACGGUUGAAGGUGGACGUUGAGUACUAUCUGGCGCAGCAGAUUCACCCGGUCGUGUUUCGCAUAUGUGAACCGCUCGAAGGUACCGAUGCCUGUCGGCUUGCCCUAUGCUUAGGGCUCGAUCCGAAAAAGUAUCGAGCGAUAGCAAGCCUCGGCGGUGGUGGUGGUGGCGGAGGUGGAAUCGACGGGCAACAGUAUCAAGAUGGCGAGAGCCUUAUCAAGACGGCAACGGAGCGGUAUCGGUUGUGUCAUCGGUUCGAGUUUACGUGCGUGGCCUGCAAGGGCAAAAAUCCCGUUGCCAGCGGAUUCCGCCCAUCGGCAGCCGGUCGCCAACGGUCGGUUUUCGAACGGUGCGCUAAUGAGGAGGCAGGCGGAUGUACGGUGCAACCGGUACAAUAUUUGCCGGCAAUAGUAAACGAGCUGACGUUGGCCAUUCGGGCAGAUAUUCGGCGUUUCUACCAGCGAUGGAUGGUUUGUGACAAUCCGAUUUGUAACGGCAACACGCGACUGUAUUCGCACGUGGCAGCUAAGAACAACCCGUACUGUUUGCUGUGCGGAAACGGCUUACUUGUGCUGCAGUACUCCGAGACGGAUCUGUACAACCAGCUGUGCUACUAUCUGUACAUGUUCGAUUUGGAACAGUAUAGUGCAAAAUUAACAAAAGCCCUGUCCCCGGAUAUUCGCAACAUGUAUAGCCGCCUGAAAGAAACCGUUGAGCGGUUCCAGCAGCGAUCGAAGUACGGUGUGGUUAAUCUGUCGAACUUCUACAUGGAAUAUGCCGUCCCGGCACCGAAACAAUCCGAUAACGUUGGAGAACCGGUGAAAUACCUAUACCCGGCGAAGGAUGUUGCUGCCAGGCUGGCCAAACGACUGGAUGCCGUGGACGCAACAGUCGAUGCAGUUAAAAGUGAACCCUUGGAUCGGAAGACGUCGCUGUUACACGAGAAACUGAUAGAAUGGAAGCUAUAUCUGAGCUAAUGUGGGCAACCGGGUUAGUUGGAAUCGAGUGGGCCAUCAAAGAGAAUGAUGUAUUUAGGUGCUAGCGAAUCUAUUUUAAAUAAACGUUGUAUGUUUACUUACUUAAAA